AUGACCCCCAAAAUCUUCGAAAUGGACAACGACAUGCCUGAUUGGACCGAUGACUUCGAUUUCGGGGCUUUCCUCAUCAUUCCGCCCGAUGAUGUCGAUCAGGGCGAUAUCGGACCCGGCAUGCAUGGUGAUCAGACGGGUCAGGUUGCAAACACCUACUUUUACCCUGCCACGCACCUGGACUCGCUUAGCGAUGAUGAGCCUCUCGGAUGA
Messenger RNA from Letharia lupina, 213 nucleotides. RefSeq lists its product as uncharacterized. NCBI's taxonomy places the organism in Eukaryota, Fungi, Ascomycota, Lecanoromycetes, Lecanorales, Parmeliaceae. Bases 1 to 213 code for a protein of 70 amino acids. The record is from RefSeq and is a predicted model, not a curated record. The transcript has 2 exons.